This is a messenger RNA of Puccinia graminis f. sp. tritici CRL 75-36-700-3, 1709 nucleotides long. RefSeq lists its product as uncharacterized. Gene Ontology annotation, cellular component: SAGA complex. NCBI's taxonomy places the organism in Eukaryota, Fungi, Basidiomycota, Pucciniomycetes, Pucciniales, Pucciniaceae. The record is from RefSeq and is a predicted model, not a curated record. Gene Ontology annotation, molecular function: protein heterodimerization activity; transcription coregulator activity. The transcript has 5 exons. Bases 67 to 1347 code for a protein of 426 amino acids. Gene Ontology annotation, biological process: transcription by RNA polymerase II.
AGCCAUACCAUUCACUAAACAAAUUUCAACCAACGCCCACCCUCUCCUCUCAUCAAGCUUCACAAGAUGGCUGCACCAUCAUGCUCGACGACCACCCAUGCUCCUCAGACCAGCAAUUCCGUCCCUAGCAGUAAGCAAUCCAAGUACUUCGCGGAAAUAUCUCAAAUGCUGUUCGUGUUUGGAGAGGUCAAAAAUCCAGACGAGCAAACUGUAAGAUAUAUCGAAGAUGUUGUUCGAUGUCAGGUCGCUGAAUUGGUCGUUCAAGCGCGUGGACUAGCUCAGAAACGUGGACUGAGAAUCCCAACCACCGAAGAUUUGAUAUUCUUGAUUCGACAUGAUCGAGCGAAAGUGAACCGAUUGAGGACGUAUUUAGGAUGGAAAGACGUCCGCAAGAAAGCGAGAGAAGAUGGAGUAGAUGAGAAGGACAUCGAGUCAUUCGAGCCCGAUCCAAACGGGGCUUCCAGUCGCUUGAAAUCCCAAAAGUUGAAGCUCAAGAUCCCGUGGGAAUUGAGCUCGAUUUAUAAUGACGUGUUGAUAGGAAAUGAAGAAAACGAUGAUGAAGAGGAAGAUCAAGAUGAUAAAGAAGCCUAUGAAGCUUCUGAAAAACGGUUGAGAGAAGCAGAUGAAAUCACUAGGCACAUGACGCGAGAGGAAUACCAGCACUACUCGGAUUGUCGACAAGCAUCAUUUACCUAUCGGAAGGCCAAACGAUUUCGAGAAUUCGUUGGACUUUCCAACUACAUCGAAGGUAAUCCGAAGGAUGAAGUGGUUGAUGUACUUGGAUUUUUAUCCUAUGAGAUGGUCCGGGUCCUAUGUGAAAAGGGACUUGCGGUCAAACGGGAUUAUGAACUGGCGCGGAUCGCACAGGGCGACGAUGGGGGAGUCCGAAAUGAAGACGCUCACAGCAGUAGUCCUAACAAGCGGAAAAGACGAUCGAACGGUACUGACAACUCGGAUGAACACUAUGAUGGAUCCGAAGCCUGGAAACGGCCCAAGCCGAUCGGCCCUUUCUCCGAACCGAUCAGCGGCCCUUCAAAGCAGUCUCAAAACGCGCCCAAUCUCACUAAAUCGUUCACAGAUGAUCCAUUCGAAGUGAUCGAAGAUCCUACCACAAAAUCUCAAAUCGAUAAACCUCAGGAGUCUGGAAAAGAAGUCGAAGGAUCCAGUACAGCCAGGAAAACAGACCCACAACCCCCAGCAGUCUCGGUUGAUAACAGAACUCCGUUGAAAGUGGCUGAUGUUGAAAAUGCUUACUCGUUGAUGCAGUCCGGAAGAGUCAAGGCUAAGAUGACGGCACUGAGGAACUUCACUGGCGCCUUUGUUAGGACCAAAGUCAGCUUGAUUUGAAACAAAACCACGCGUUCUAUCGUAUCUAUCAGAACUACAUUCCCUCGGUUUCAGUUUUUGUCGUCAUCCUCUACGCUUCCUCAAAUUACUUUCGUGCAAAUAUAUUCUCUGUUGUACUAGUGCCCUAUGGGCAAUUGGGUAUGUAUUUUUUCAAUCCAGUAAGCACAUGUGUUGUAGAAAUUUCACAUAUAACAAUUCUUCACAAGCUAUCGCGGGAAUCAGCCUUGGGUUGAUCAGUUUCAAAGCCUCUUGUAUCGGAUCAAGAUUCGCGACUUAUAUAUACAGUGUGGACAACAAUGCCAAUCAUUUGGGCCAAAAAAAAGAAUGAUAUCCUGCAUGAUUAUAAAUUUGACUGAGCUAAG